Molecule: messenger RNA, 477 nt
Organism: Perognathus longimembris pacificus (Pacific pocket mouse)
Lineage: Eukaryota; Metazoa; Chordata; Mammalia; Rodentia; Heteromyidae
Gene: C6H6orf141
Product: chromosome 6 C6orf141 homolog
Exons: 1
Coding region: 1-477 (158 amino acids)
Source: RefSeq, a predicted model, not a curated record
AUGGAGACCCCGGGUCCCCAGGACUCUGCCCGCAGCCCGGGGCGCACGGGCUUCGUUCCCGGUCCCCCGGCGGCCCCGGGCGCCGACGCCCACCGUGCUGGGUGGGUGUCUGGGGCGCUGGGACCCCCGGCCCCGGGGCGCCUGGAUCUGGAGUCCUGGGUCCGGGAGAAAGUUCUCUUUCUUCUGGACCCUCAGAGGGGGCUGCGGGCCGCGCGGGGCGGGGACGGGGCCGCCGCGGGCCUGGAGGGCGCGCGGGGCGCGGACGGCGCGCGGGGCGCGGACGGCUCCGCCCGCGGGGCCCCAGCCCGGCGGCCCCCCGAGCCCGCGGCCCCGGCGCGGCGGCCGCUGCUGGUGCGCGUGGAGGAGGCCCGGGUGACGCGCGAGGUCCUGCGCGCCGCGUGCGCCCGGGGCCGGGUGACCCGCUGCACCGAGGAGCGCGCGCUCACCGCCGUCACCUUCCGCGCCGGCCGGGACUGA